UAAGGGGGAGGGGCCUUCAUUGCCCCCUAUCUCACGGUUCCAGCGCAACACUCUUCCUGCAGACAACAUACACACUGCACGAGGCGCUUCGCUCACACUCCAGCAGCACGUCGCCACAGCUGUAGCAGCGCUGCUCAGUCUCCGGGGGCUGUGGGAGAUCCGAGCGAACAGGGAAGCAGGGCCCACGGGGAGUCGGGGACCCAGCAGUGUGAGGCUUGGCAGGAGUCAGGACAUUCACACCGAGCGAACACCGGGGGGAAGCCGACACUGAGAGAGGAAGAAGGGAGGGAGGCACCUUCUAAAAAAGGCACACAACUCUCUCUUUCCUCCAAAUUUCAAAAACACUUCCGCGUUAAAAUGGCUGACCGCGAGCAGGGCAGCAGCGACGGAGAGAGCUCGAGCACCGGGGGAUCCGAGCGGCGGGAGAGCGGGGCCGCGAGGGGCUUCGCGCGCCAAGGAGCUCUGCGCCAGAAGAACGUGCACGAGGUCAAGGACCACAAGUUCAUCGCGCGCUUCUUCAAGCAGCCCACGUUCUGCAGCCACUGCACGGACUUCAUCUGGGGGUUCGGGAAGCAAGGUUUCCAGUGUCAAGUGUGUUGUUUCGUGGUCCAUAAACGCUGUCAUGAGUUCGUCACCUUCUCCUGUCCAGGGGCCGACAAGAACGCAUCAGACGACCCGAGGAGUAAACACAAGUUUAAGGUCCACACUACUCCAGCCCUACGUUCUGUGACCACUGUGGAUCCCUACUCUACGGGUUGAUACACCAGGGCAUGAGAU
Messenger RNA from Oncorhynchus masou masou (cherry salmon), 777 nucleotides. RefSeq names its product protein kinase C beta type-like. The record is from RefSeq and is a predicted model, not a curated record. The transcript is spliced from 4 exons. The coding region runs from base 358 to 759 and encodes 133 amino acids. Lineage: Eukaryota; Metazoa; Chordata; Actinopteri; Salmoniformes; Salmonidae.